Messenger RNA from Eptesicus fuscus (big brown bat), 3211 nucleotides. RefSeq names its product SMAD specific E3 ubiquitin protein ligase 2 (gene SMURF2). Lineage: Eukaryota; Metazoa; Chordata; Mammalia; Chiroptera; Vespertilionidae. Gene Ontology annotation, biological process: negative regulation of BMP signaling pathway; ubiquitin-dependent protein catabolic process. Gene Ontology annotation, molecular function: protein binding; ubiquitin protein ligase activity. The record is from RefSeq and is a predicted model, not a curated record. Bases 499 to 2745 code for a protein of 748 amino acids. The transcript has 19 exons.
CCGACGAGUGGCCGCGGCGGCCGCAGGACCCGGUUCGCUCAGACAAGAGGGCGGGUGGAGGAGGAAGCGGCCGAUCCCCGAGUCUGCUCCGGCGCCGCCGAGCACCGCCCGCCGCAGCCGACCAGCCCCGUCGGCUCCGGGCCCCGCCACGCCGAGAGGAGGGAAAGGCGGAGGCGGCUGCGCGGAGGCGGCGGGGGCGCGGGCGCGGGCCGAGGCGGCGCGGCCGGCCGCGGCUGCCGCUUUGUUGUGCGGCCCGGGCAGAGGAAGGAGAAGUGGGAGGAGGGGGGAGCUCGGCGUCCCGCUCCCUCCGCGGCUCAUGGCGACGACGCUCGGCACAUCCGGGACCCUCCGGCCGUGGCGGCCGCGGCGCCGGCUGCUCGGGCCCCAGCCCCGGCCGCUGUGGUGACUCCGCCGCGCCUCGCCGUCGCCCCCGCCCGCCGCCCGCCGGCCCGGGCCCCGCGCCGCGGCCGCAGCCCCGCCGCCCCCGCCGCCGGGGACAUGUCUAACCCCGGGGGCCGGAGGAACGGGCCCGUCAAGCUGCGCCUGACAGUACUCUGUGCAAAAAACUUGGUGAAAAAGGAUUUUUUCCGACUUCCAGACCCAUUUGCUAAGGUGGUGGUUGAUGGAUCUGGGCAAUGCCAUUCUACAGAUACUGUGAAGAAUACACUCGAUCCAAAGUGGAAUCAGCAUUAUGACCUGUAUAUUGGAAAGUCUGAUUCAGUUACAAUCAGUGUAUGGAAUCACAAGAAGAUCCAUAAAAAACAAGGUGCUGGAUUUCUUGGUUGUGUUCGUCUUCUUUCCAAUGCCAUCAACCGCCUCAAAGACACUGGUUAUCAGAGGUUGGAUCUUUGCAAACUUGGGCCAAAUGACAAUGAUACAGUUAGAGGACAGAUAGUAGUAAGUCUUCAGUCCAGAGACCGGAUAGGCACAGGAGGACAAGUUGUGGACUGCAGUCGCUUGUUUGAUAACGAUUUACCAGAUGGCUGGGAAGAAAGGAGAACUGCCUCUGGAAGAAUCCAAUAUCUAAACCACAUAACAAGAACUACGCAAUGGGAACGCCCAACACGACCGGCAUCUGAAUAUUCUAGUCCUGGCAGACCUCUUAGCUGCUUUGUUGAUGAGAACACUCCAAUUAGUGGAACAAAUGGUGCAACAUGUGGACAAUCUUCAGAUCCCAGACUGGCAGAGAGGAGAGUCAGGUCACAGCGACAUAGAAAUUACAUGAGCAGGACACAUUUACAUACUCCUCCAGACCUACCAGAAGGCUAUGAACAGAGGACAACACAACAAGGUCAGGUGUAUUUCUUACAUACUCAAACUGGUGUGAGCACGUGGCAUGAUCCAAGAGUGCCUAGGGAUCUUAGCAACAUCAAUUGUGAAGAGCUUGGUCCAUUGCCUCCUGGAUGGGAGAUCCGUAAUACGGCAACAGGCAGAGUUUAUUUUGUUGACCAUAACAACAGAACAACACAGUUCACAGAUCCUCGGCUCUCUGCUAACUUGCAUUUAGUUUUAAAUCGGCAGAACCAGCUGAAAGAUCAACAGCAACAGCAGGUGGUAUCGUUAUGCCCUGAGGACACUGAGUGUCUGACAGUCCCACGGUACAAGCGAGACCUGGUCCAGAAACUAAAAAUUUUGCGGCAAGAACUUUCCCAACAACAGCCUCAGGCUGGCCAUUGCCGAAUUGAGGUUUCCAGGGAAGAGAUUUUUGAGGAAUCUUAUCGACAGGUCAUGAAAAUGAGACCAAAAGAUCUUUGGAAGCGAUUGAUGAUAAAAUUUCGUGGAGAAGAAGGUCUUGACUAUGGAGGGGUUGCCAGGGAGUGGUUAUAUCUCUUGUCGCAUGAAAUGUUGAAUCCAUACUAUGGCCUCUUCCAGUAUUCAAGAGAUGAUAUCUAUACAUUGCAGAUCAAUCCUGAUUCUGCAGUUAACCCGGAACACUUAUCAUAUUUCCAUUUUGUUGGACGAAUAAUGGGAAUGGCUGUGUUUCAUGGACAUUACAUUGAUGGUGGCUUCACAUUGCCGUUUUAUAAACAGCUGCUUGGGAAGUCAAUUACUUUGGAUGACAUGGAGUUAGUUGAUCCAGAUCUUCAUAACAGUUUAGUGUGGAUACUUGAGAAUGAUAUUACAGGUGUUUUGGACCAUACCUUCUGUGUCGAACAUAAUGCAUAUGGGGAAAUUAUUCAGCAUGAACUUAAGCCAAAUGGCAAGAGUAUCCCCGUUACCGAAGAAAAUAAAAAGGAAUAUGUCAGGCUCUAUGUGAACUGGAGGUUUUUACGAGGCAUUGAGGCACAAUUCCUGGCUCUGCAGAAAGGAUUUAAUGAAGUCAUUCCACAGCAUCUGCUGAAGACAUUUGACGAGAAGGAGUUAGAGCUCAUUAUUUGUGGACUUGGAAAGAUAGAUGUUAACGACUGGAAGGUCAACACCCGGUUGAAACACUGCACUCCGGACAGCAAUGUGGUCAAGUGGUUCUGGAAAGCCGUGGAGUUUUUUGAUGAAGAGCAGCGAGCACGGUUGCUUCAGUUUGUGACGGGAUCGUCUCGAGUGCCUCUGCAGGGCUUCAAAGCUUUACAAGGUGCUGCAGGCCCACGACUCUUUACCAUCCACCAAAUUGAUGCCUGCACUAACAACCUGCCCAAAGCCCACACGUGCUUCAAUCGAAUCGACAUUCCGCCCUAUGAAAGCUAUGAAAAGUUAUAUGAGAAGCUGCUAACAGCCAUCGAAGAAACGUGUGGGUUUGCUGUGGAAUGACAGACUUCACGGAGUUACCCGGACUCUAUUUAUGCUCAACAGCCUCCUCUCAGCAGUUUCAAGGGAUGCUGAAGUGCAGGAACGUGUCCCCUCCCCCUUUUUAAGUUUUAGGACACUGUGAGGGGAAAGGACAAUUUUGAAAUUCCUUUUCAAGGAAAAAAACAGGUCUUUAUGCAUUGCCAUGAGGCCGCAUUCAGCUGCUAUUUAAAAUUAAUAUCUUGAACCUAAAGAAUGCUGACUUUUCCUACAUUUCCAGAGUUAGGCAGUAUUCUACACUUAAAGACUACUACUAUUUUUAUAAAAGGUAACCUAUUCACAUCGCUUCACAGAUUUCAAGUCUCAGACAUCAAGACAACUUCAGCAGGCGGUACAAGUCACAUUUCAUUUUGAUUGAAUACAUGAUUUUGAACAGCUCCUGUACUUGCUCUUUGUAAAAAAAAUGAAAUAAAAUUAUUUUGAAUUAUUC